Branchiostoma floridae (Florida lancelet) is the source of this 2357-nucleotide messenger RNA. RefSeq names its product calpain-15-like. Gene Ontology annotation, biological process: proteolysis. The annotation marks the transcript as partial. The record is from RefSeq and is a predicted model, not a curated record. Gene Ontology annotation, cellular component: cytoplasm. Gene Ontology annotation, molecular function: calcium-dependent cysteine-type endopeptidase activity. The transcript is spliced from 7 exons. Lineage: Eukaryota; Metazoa; Chordata; Leptocardii; Amphioxiformes; Branchiostomatidae.
GUUACUGAGAAUGAGGAACCCGUGGGGUCGGUUCUCCUGGAAGGGAGACUGGUCAGACAGCUCGCCCCUGUGGACACCUGAGAUGAGGGACCGGCUGUUGGCACAUGGAGCGAGCGAGGGCGUGUUCUGGAUGUGCCUGGCUGAUGUCAUGAAAUAUUUUGAUUGCAUUGACAUCUGUAAGGUACGCCCAAACUGGAGCGAGGUUCGAGUCAGCGGAGUCAUCCCCAACUUUGCUGGGGGUCCUAUUAAGAUUGCCCUGGUGACAGUGUUCCAGCCGACUGAGGUGGAGAUCUGUCUGCACCAGGAGAGUCUCAGAAACAAUGAGAAGUCUUCCCGCAGCCCUGUGGACCUGUGUGUGUGCCUGUACCGAGCAGCAGGCAUGACGGGCAGGGGCAGGAUGGGGGUCAGCAAACUGGUGCAGACCAGUAAGAGAUCGGUGCAGAGUUCUGUCGGCUGCACCGCCAUGCUGGAGCCGGGGGAGUAUGUGGUGGUGUGUAUGGGGUACAACCACUGGACUACAGGGGUAGAUAUGCAAGGAGUGAAGAACCCGGGUCGGCUGACAAACUUCCCGCCCUAUGUCCUGGCUGUGUACAGCUCCAAGAAGGUCAUGGUCGACCAGGUGGACCCACCUGAUAACGUGCUGGCUGACGCUGUCGUGCAGCUGGCUUUGGCUAGAGGCAAAAAGCAUGAGGGGAGAGAAGGUAUGACAUGCUACUACCUGACCCACGGAUGGGCGGGGCUGGUGGUUGUCGUGGAGAACCGACACCCUGACAGGUACCUGCAGGUACAGUGUGACUGUAAGGAGAGCUUCAACGUGGUGUCAACAAGAUGGCAGCUCAGAACGGUGGACAGUGUGCCACCUCUACACAGGCAAGUUGUGGUGGUUCUGUCUCAGCUGGAGGGUUCUUUUGGAUACUCCAUCUCCCACAAACUUAAGCACCGGAUGAGUCUGUACCCUUCUCUGGGAGACUGGGCCCCGCGGGGUGCCACCCACUUCCCCCACCUGACGGAGGACGUUGUCGGCCUGCACAGCCCCAGGCCGCUCUGAUCUCAUCUGAGUAAAAUACAGUCAAGCUGCUGAGAACUCAUCUCUCUUCACCAGGAGCAACUACAACACUUGUACUUCCCAUAGUCUUUGUAUGGAAAAUUUAUGGUCUAUGUUGUGAAUAAUGCAGAGGUGUAUGAAUAUUGUGUAAAAUUUGAGAUGGUGUCUUGUCCGAAAGUUUACGAAAUCAGGAUUAAAUUUUGUGCACAUUUGAAUAUUUGGAGCAAAGUGAUUGCAAUUUUCUUUUUACAAUACAGAUUAUGAAUGAUUAUGAAUUGUAUUUAAGUUAUGCAUCAAUUUUCCUGUUGUUCCCCUCUAUUAUGUACAGCAAUGUUGAAGGACGUUGGUCAUGGAGUGGCUACAUUUUUCACUAUUGUUCUUUAUUCAUAGCUACAUAAUUGUGCCCUUUUAUGUCUCACUAAUUGUUAGUCUGUGUACCACUAUAAGAUCCAUGAUGGUCGCUGUUAUAUCAUAUUCUGGACAGGAACAUGCAAUUAACAUUUAUACUUUGAUUUCUCAGGGUGUUCGUGGGGUUUCUUGUGUCUCAAGUGCAAUUUAUCCUUUUGUAUCCUUUGAGUGCUUUGUAGCUUUGAACAACACUACUGAGAUGAGAAAUGACCUUAUGAAUUGUAAUCAUCACUAACUUCUGUAAGUUCAUGGUUCUAACUGCACAAGCACGAGGUCAAAGAUGAAGGCCCCUAAUGUGUAAAAGGUUAUUGUCUAGACCAUGCUUACAUUUCCAGACAUGUUUUGUCUAUGUCUCAGGGGCUAAUAUCACUUUGAUAUAUUACCCACAAUGCAUCACAUUGAGCAUGUGCAGUUGAAACAAGGACAUUAUGUAUGACUAUAUAAUGCCUUUGGUUAAAACAAAGAACCUGCCUAUUCAUAAGGUUGCUUCUUGUCCUAUUCUGACCAUCCAGGAACAUCACUCACUGUUUAAAUGUUUUUGUUGUCUGAUAAUUGAGCAAACUCAACAUUUCCCCAGUAUUCUCUGUUUUGAUCCUACUAUUGUAAAAGCAAAGCUCUGUCUUGAUCAGUACUGUUGGUCACAGUGUGUUAUAAGCAUAUUGUAAAAUAUUAGUUGUAAGCAAAUUAGUUUGUUAAAUGUUGCGGUUAACCUUUUGUUGCUGUUUAUAGACCUGUCUUUAUAAAAAGAGAAAAGUCAUGUGCUUGCCAUGUAGAUAAUGUUUUCAUCCUAAUUGUGUAAAAAAAAAUCAAAGUAGAAAUAACUACUGGAUAAUUUUGUGCCAUUCUGUCAUAUUUUUUCUGAAUGUAGCAAAUAGAGACAGAUACAUUACUUGUUAGAUUGUGG